This is a messenger RNA of Medicago truncatula (barrel medic), 1403 nucleotides long. RefSeq names its product protein ABIL1. The record is from RefSeq and is a predicted model, not a curated record. Lineage: Eukaryota; Viridiplantae; Streptophyta; Magnoliopsida; Fabales; Fabaceae. The transcript is spliced from 9 exons. Bases 200 to 1132 code for a protein of 310 amino acids.
UAACUCACCUUCCACGUGGCAUUUCCAUUAAAUACACUUCCUUUCAUUUCUCUCUCUCUCUGUUAAUCAAUCAUAACUUCAUCAAUGGCGGUUCUGCUACAUUUCUAAUUACAUUCUUCUUGUGCAAUUUGAUUUGAUUAAUCCAACUUCUUAAUUUCCUUAAUUCUGUUAGUUAGUUACGUUUCCGUUAUAGUUAACAAUGGAGUUGGAGCGCCCAACGACGACGUUUCAUAACUCCUCCGCCAUGACUUUUGAUGAAGUCUCCAUGGAACGUAGUAAGAGCUUCGUCAACGCCUUGCAGGAACUUAAGAACCUGCGGCCUCAACUUUAUUCUGCUGCAGAAUACUGUGAGAAAUCUUAUCUCCAUAGUGAACAGAAACAAAUGGUACUUGACAACCUGAAAGAUUAUGCUGUAAGAGCCCUUGUGAAUGCUGUUGAUCAUCUUGGAACUGUUGCAUACAAGUUAACUGACCUUCUCGAGCAGCACACAUUGGAUGUCUCAACUAUGGGUUUGAAGGUCUCUACAAUAAAUCAGAAACUUCAUACUUGCCAAAUUUACACGGAUAAAGAAGGUCUUCGGCAGCAGCAAUUGCUGGCUUUCAUUCCCAGACAUCAUAAGCACUAUAUUUUGCCAAAUUCUGUCAAUAAAAAGGUGCAUUUCAGUCCACACAUACAGAUCGAUGCAAAACAGAAUUCAUUUCAGACCAGAACUCGUUUUCAAUCUUCAGGUACCCCUCCAGCAAAAACUCUUUCAUGGCAUUUAGCAUCAGAGACUAAGUCUACAUUGAAAGGGACUCCGCAGGCUUCCCCAAACAUCGAGAACCCAAAGUUUGCUGCCAAGGCCUCUGGAUAUUUCCAUCUUUUAGAUAAUGAAGAGAGCACUUGGAUGAAAUCGUCACCAGCACAUACUCACUUGCCGAAUGGAGUUCCUACUUCUACUAUACCUGUGCAAACAUUGGGCGGCACACGCAGGGAUGCAUUGGAUGGUUCCAAACCAAUAGCAGGGUUCAGGUCAUUUGACAACGCAUAUCGCCGCGAGUCUUCCCAAACCCCUACUCGCAGCAGAAGUGUGCUAUCAGCUUUCUUUGUCAAGCAGAAAACGCCAAAACUGAAGACUGGUUCUUUCUCAUGAUUCAUAAUACCACCUAAGGAUGUGUAGAUGUACUGUUUUUUAGAUAAAAAGAUUGGAGUUAUUCCUUUAUUCUACCUGGAUGCUUAAUUCUUUUUCCUUGAACUAUGCCUCCACUCAGAAUUAAUUAGCUUCUGGUUCAAGCCUUUGAAUAAUGAUAUUGUAUAGUAAUUGGCAAUGAUAAUGGCUGGGAUCUUGACCUUCUACUCAUCAAUGUUACCCCUGUGAAUUGUGAUCUAUAUAUACCUAUUAUUUUUCUUUUUUUACUUUGUGA